UGUGCCCGUUGCGGGCAGCCCGCCUCUGCCGACCUGUGCAGACCUGCAGGCGGUAUCGGCAGUCCUGCCCGGCCACAAACACACCCAGGAGGGUGUGAGCAGGCAGCAGAGGAGCAGAGCAGUGCUCUGCCGCGCAGGGACGCUCAGCUGAGAGCCCAUCCCCAGCACUUACCUGGCCUGCCGGCGUCCCAGCUGCGGGAACCCGACGUCUGCUGGGAGCAGGACGCCUGACCUUUGGCCUGGGACAACCCAGCACUAUGGCAGACCCCCCUGGCUGCUGCCACCCCUGUGCCACCUGCCUGCUCUGCCUUUACAGCUGCCACUGGAUCACUGCCAAGAAGGAGAAGAGGAAGGGCCUGAGAACCACCAAGUGUGACUGCAGCUGGUUCCUUUUCCUCUUCUGCGUCUUCCUCUUCACACUGGUGUGGCUCUACUUUGCCAUCAUCAUCCUCAAUGAUUUCCACAACUUCAAUGAGUUCAUCUUCAAGCAGAGGAAGUUGUGGCUAGACUGGUCCCUGGUCCUGCUCAUAGCUACGGCCAUGCUGGUCACUUACUCAGCCACACUGCUGGUCCUUGCUUUGUGCUUGCAGCUCUGCGGCCAGCCCUUGAAGCUACACUGGUUGCACAAGACUCUGCUGAUCUUAACUGCCCUGGUGGUGGCUGCAGCCUUCACAGGGCUGGGAAUAAAGUGGGCGGAGGAGUGGAGAAGUGCACGUGUCUCCCUGCAGGCAACAGGUCCCUUCCUGCACAUUGGAAUUGUGGGGGGAAUGACGCUCCUCGCCUGGCCACUGGCCAGCUUCAUCUACCAUACCCGCAACACAGGUCUCAUGUUGUUUCUGCUGCUUGUGUACUGCAUGGCGAUGAUUGCGCUGUAUCUGGCUCCCCUGGGAAUCACCUCCCCUUGCAUCAUGGAGGAGAACCAGUUGCCCCCCAAGCCAGCCCUGGUUGGCCACCGAGGAGCCCCCAUGCUGGCCCCCGAGAACACCAUCAUGUCACUGCACAAGGCAGUGGAUUGUGAUGUGCAAGUCUUUGAGACAGACGUCAUGGUGAGUGCUGAUGGGGUCCCAUUCCUCAUGCAUGAUGAAGAACUCACCAGGACCACCAACGUGCAGGUUGUGUUCCCCAAGAGGACUGCCCUGAACAGCACUGCUUUCAACUGGACAGACCUCCAGAAGUUGGAUGCUGGCAGCUGGUUCCUGGAGCAGAGGCCAUUUCCCACAGUGCAGAGUCUUUCUGCCAGCGAUCGCAACCAGGUGACUGAACAGAGGAUCCCAUCACUGCAACAGGUGCUAGAGGCAGCCAAGCAGAGCAAUAUCUCCAUUAUGUUUGACCUCCGGCCUGAGAACCACAGUGACUACCAGAGCUUUGUCAAUGCCACCCUGAAAGUGAUCUUACAGUCAGGCAUCCCACUACAACAGGUCCUCUGGCUGCCAGAUGGGUUCAGGGAACAGGUCAAACAGCAAGCCCCAGGUGUUCAGCAAGUUUACGGCCGGAAGAGACUCCAGAAUGAGAAGGAGCCACUGCUGCAUGUCAAUCUGCCUUACCAAGACAUGAGCUCUGAGGAGAUCAGGCAGUACCGCCAGGACAACAUCUCUGUCAACUUGUACGUGGUGAACCAGCCCUGGCUGUUCUCCGUGCUGUGGUGCUCUGGGGUGAGCUCUGUCACCACCAACGCCUGCCAGGUGCUGAAGGAGAUGAAACACCCUAUCUGGCUGCUCCCCAGCAGCACAUACCUCAUGAUCUGGAUUGUUGUAGACUGCGUGUCCUUCCUUGCCAUCCUCUGGGCCUUCUUCUUGCUGAAGAAAUGCUCCCAGAGAAGACGGCCCAUGGAGUUGGAGACGGACGUGCUGCUCACAAAGAUCAACAGCUUGAUGCAAGAGUGACCCCUCCGGCCUGCAUCAGCCAUGAAGAGGGGCAGCCAGAGCCCUGCACAGCUGAAGUGGGGACCACUCCUCAGGCCAGCUUCAAGGCUCCUUUCCUUUGCAGACUCCUUCCUGAGCUUCCUGUCCCCUAUAGCCUUCCUGGCUCCUUUUGUGGUGCACAACUGCCCUCAGCUGAAAAGACCUGGAACUGGGUUCCCACUGGCAGUGAGGAACUAGAGCCUUUGCAGAGGUUUUGUGGGGCUGAUUUGUGCCUGGGGGCUGAGUACUUAACCAGGAGUGCUGGGGCUAAGACCUUGCUGUGUGGUUUGGAGACUAGUGGGGAUUUGAGUUGCUGUUUGGUGCAGGGGAAGGGCAGCCUCUGUCUGUCAGCAGCAGCUCUACAGCCAGUGAUAGGAAACCUUGUUUAAAGUGCUGCUGCCCUGGGGGCUGCCCUGCCCCAUGGCUUGAGGAAUAGGAAAGGGGGUGCAGCGGGUGGUUUUUCACAAGAUGGAGGGGGAGCUGAGCUUUUCCCACCCCCAUGCUGGACACAUGUCCUGCACCUUCAGCUGGCUUCAUACUUGUGAGUCAGGGUGCUGGCACCUCAUGCAGCAGUUAGUGCCUUUUGCUCUGGGGGGAAAGGGAGCAGGGGCUGGGGGUGGAAGGUGUCUGGGGCUGGCAGGACCAUGGUCA
Grus americana (Whooping crane) is the source of this 2552-nucleotide messenger RNA. RefSeq names its product glycerophosphodiester phosphodiesterase domain containing 2 (gene GDPD2). The transcript is spliced from 16 exons. NCBI's taxonomy places the organism in Eukaryota, Metazoa, Chordata, Aves, Gruiformes, Gruidae. Gene Ontology annotation, cellular component: membrane. Gene Ontology annotation, molecular function: glycerophosphodiester phosphodiesterase activity. Gene Ontology annotation, biological process: lipid metabolic process. The record is from RefSeq and is a predicted model, not a curated record. The coding region runs from base 258 to 1883 and encodes 541 amino acids.